Molecule: messenger RNA, 1981 nt
Organism: Mauremys reevesii (Reeves's turtle)
Lineage: Eukaryota; Metazoa; Chordata; Testudines; Geoemydidae
Gene: SMIM32
Product: small integral membrane protein 32
Exons: 2
Coding region: 757-1077 (106 amino acids)
Source: RefSeq, a predicted model, not a curated record
UCCCAGUUCCAGCUAACAGCUUAGCGGGAGCAGGGGUGAGGAAGAGGCAUCAAAAGAACUAAGAACUUAUUUUUGUUUUAAACAAAGGAGGCUUUUUUUUUCUUGAAAGCAACUGAAAAAGCUGAGCCAGAAAGCGAAAGCUUCUCAGUGCUAGCUGCACAGUGCACAGUUAACAGAUCAAGAAAGUCAACUAAUGCUACACAAAACCAGCAUUCCAGCGGUGAGGAGUCCCCUGAGGGAGGGAAUUGCAACUGAGAAUUCAACUAGAUGUCAAAGAGGAAGCUGCUUCUUUUGGUGGACGUGGAUCUUAUUUAACACUGGAUUUGUGUGCAUCGCUCUUCAGAUAAUCACCUGGAAAUCUGUUGUGCCUUCCCUUCAAAACAAGCAAGUGCUGCUAUACAAAGCAUUUCUUCUUCUCUCUUUGGCUUACAGUACAGGGUUUUGUUAAAAAGGAGAGUCUUUUUUCCUAUGCACGGGAGGCUGCCACAUUCCACUCCCAGGAAAAUUAAGGAGAUCCUGUCAACUCAUCCUAGAUAACCAGUUCAGUUCACACAGAAGACCCGGUCCAUUUGGCAUAAGCCCUGGUUUUGUCUGAGGGAGCAAGUGCCCGAACAAGAGGCAUAUAUAUAAAUAUAUAUAUAUAUAUAUACACAUUUUUUUCUGGUUACUAUUUGAGGAUUAAUGAUGUAAAUGUGAUCCAGGGAGACUGAAGGAAGCAAACUCACUGAGCCAUGGGAAGACAAUUUAAGCAAGAACAUGUAUAGUGAAUUGUUAAAUUCAACCAGUGCCACUGAAGCUCACCUAAUCAUUCAGACCAACACACCCUACCUGAACAGCACACAGAGACCAGUAAGCUCCUCCGCGUUUUAUAUGUCAACAGCCAGGGUGUUAAAAGAAGGGGAAAUAAAUAAGCCAGAUCUGGUGACUUACAUUGUUCUGUUUUUCUUCCUGCUUUUGACUGUGAUAAUAAUUGUGCUCUUUAUUAACUGUCAGUUGAAAAAUUCUUUUUUUGCUACUCUACCUUAUGACAGAUCACUCCGAGAAACCAGGAGUACAUGGAGGACACAAGCUGUCUAAAGCCAGAAAGAGGAAGCCUUGUUUAAUACUGUUUUGCUUUGAUAUAUAGCAGUAGCAUGAGCCAGAAAACUUGUGCAAUAAAAUGUUAUUUCCUUGCGCUGUUAGGUGGAUCCAAUCCCCUUUUAAAUAAUAUUUGGAGUCUCAUCAUUAAGAGAAAAAAAAUCCAUGCAGGGAAAAAAAAUUGCUGAAUGUAUAUUAGAGUAGAUGUAAAUAAAAAGUCCUUUUAUGAAUUAAAAAGAUAAAGCAUUAUUAUGUUUAAUUUCUGUACAGAGAUACAUACAAAGGAAAUGCAUUGCAGAUAGUACAAACCUCUGUUUAACUCUAUAUGUAUGCAAAUUUCAUCACUGACCCAUUCAAUCAAGGUACAAUGGCAUUUGCCUUGACAAUAAUCUCUAAUUUGUACAUCUGGUGGAACUGUAGCCUGUAUUUGGGAAAUCAUGGCAUGAAAUGUAGAAAUGUUAAUAUAUUUACUUGAGGGCCACAAUGAGGAAAUCAAUUUACUUUACAGACCGAUUUUGCUUUAUUGUUUCUAGAAACAUGUGGCAACGUAAUGGAAGAUAUUUCUGGUAAAGACCGUAAGCCAAACAUGCUUCUAGUUUUAUUUAGCAUCUCUUCUGUGAUCCUGUUAACCAGCAUUCUUGAUGUUCUAGUGCAGUGAUACUCCAACCUCAGUGGCUCAGGAGCCAAAUUAGUGAUCAACAUUAUCCAAAAGCUCCACCGUAGUGGGAAUUCAUUGUUUCAUUUACUAUAGUACUAUUCAUAUUUAAAUGGUAUGGGAGGGGAAAUACUUAGUUUUAUAUAUAUUAUUCCCACAGCAAAUAAGUUAUUAACUUAGUGGAAGUUCAUAACUUAAUUGGUUAAUAACAUAGUGAAACAUCCGGAUUGGUAAAUAACUUAGAUUGGU